GUAGCGGUAUAAAAGUGGCAUACUUUAAUUAUAAUUUAAAGUAUGCCACUUUUAUAUUCUGUCCGAAGAAUUUAUACAAAUGGACACGGACUCUUCUAAUACAUCUACUAGUUUUGCUAUACAAUAACUCUUCGGUAUUGAUACAAGUAACUGGUAUAUAAUUGUUAUACAUAUUCUAUGAUUAAAACUUGACUCCGAAUCGCGUAAAUAUGGAGAUUUAAUAUAAUAAAUAAUAAAUAUUACACAAUAUCACAUACAUUGUUCAGAUUCCAAGAUGAGUAGUCAAAGCCCCCGUAUUAUGGAGUAUCUGAGACAACGAAAGUAACACAACACCCAGACCCCACACAAUAUAGAAAAGUUCAUUUUCUACAUUGACCCGACUGGGAAACGAACCCGGGACCUCAGAGAUGAAACCGGCGUGCGAAUCACUCGGCUACGGAGGUCGUCGGAGGGAGUCGAAUAUAACUAAUAGUAUACAUUUUAAAGAACUUACUUUUAAACAGUUUCAAUACUUUUUGACUAACCGUUAUAGAGCACUCGCAUUCCUAAAUAACAAAGUAGUUUCAAAUAAAACACAAUAUAAUAGUACCGUUAGUAACAAUAGUGUAGUUAAAAGUGUAGUUAAAUUUAAGGCGCUUCAUGUUACGAUAACGCAAUGUGCAUGUUGUUCCGACAUACAUAAAAUGAGUUCGUAUAAAAAGCUUGCGAAUCAAUCUGUCGACCAAAGACGUAAUUUUGUUUAAACAAAUAAUUUAUGUUGUAAUCGCUUAGGUGUCAAUCAUAGAGCUAAAGCUUGAAUGA
Diatraea saccharalis (sugarcane borer) is the source of this 801-nucleotide messenger RNA. The record is from the annotation of a GenBank genome assembly. Lineage: Eukaryota; Metazoa; Arthropoda; Insecta; Lepidoptera; Crambidae.